AUCACAACAUAAGACAUUCACAUCCAACUUGCCACAAAAGAAAUGCUCCCUGCGGGCAAUCAAUCAAUGGCUGACAACGGCGCACACCCGACUGAAGAGGACCCAGCCGCAGCUUUCCUGGCUCAACAGGAGAGUGAGAUAGCGGGGAUAGAAAACGACGGCGAAGGAUUUGGGGCGCUGGAAGGAGCAGACGACGAACAGCCGUCUCAGCCGGAGCCGGAGCCGGACAACUAUGACGGUUUCGAAGAGGAGCCUGCCACAGUGAAUGGCGAUAUGUUUCAGGAGUCCAAUGGCCCAACAGACAACUAUGCAGCCAUUGCACAGGUGGAUAUUCAGAGGCAAGAGCCAGAGAGUUUACGCAAGUGGAGGGAGGAGCAGAAGACACGCCUUGAAGUAUUAGAUUUGGCAUCCAAGACAGCCGAGGCAGAGUGGAAAGAGAAAGCCAAAAAGGAGCUGGAAGACUGGCAUGUACAUCAGAAUGAGCAGAUGGAGAAGAACAAGGCCAACAACAAGAUUGCUGACAAGGCUUUCUACAAACAGCCUAACUCUGAUGUUAUAGGCUUUGUAGCAUCAGAGGAGGCUUUCCUUUCAGAGAGCGAUGGCGACAGCCCAGGGACUGAAUGGGAGAGAGUAGCCCGUCUCUGUGACUUCAAUCCGAAAACCAACAAACAGGCAAAGGAUGUUUCUCGAAUGCGUUCUGUCCUCAUCUCUCUCAAACAGACACCUCUAGUGCGCUAGAGGAGGUCGCAGGGAAAAUUUGGUUUUAGAAACAUUGCCUUUUCAGUUCUAACCUCACGUUCAUCAGAAGUUUGUAUGCCCUUUUCCAUAAAAUUCCUGGUAUGUUUAUAACCUUUGAAAACUUCCCACCUUUGCUGAUGCCUAUUAUUAUUAUUAUUAUUAUUAUUAUAUUGAAAAAUUAUACUUAACCCCACUCUCUCGUGAGAAGGUGGACUGCUCUAUUGUUACGACAUGCUUUGGCUGGUCAGUUUUAUCACUGCUACACUUAAGAAAAUAUUGUUACUAAAGUUAAACAUUUUCCUUCCCCUUUAACUUAUGAAUUGUUUUAGGUCAGUUUUAUUGCAUGCCUCUGCCAAAUUUUUGUUGUUAUACAAAUUUGCAUUUUGGUCGAUUUCAAACCCUUAUUAAGCACUAUUACGUAUUAGAUUGUAACCACUUUUGCCUCUCAUCAAUGUAGACUUCAACACAAAGUGUUUGUUCACAUUUGUUGUAUUAUAUCCCUGAUUACAAUAUUUAACGUAGCUAGAAUGUUUUUCUCUUUCAAAUGCAUAAGCUUGUGGCCUUUUUGAUGUAGCUCUUACUCCAGUUUGAGUAUUCAAUCAGAUGGAUUUCCUCUUUAAUUAGGCAAGAUUUCAGAGAAGAAAAUCAAAACCAAAGAUUUCUCUUAUCUAAAUUUUCAGAGUUCACAUGAUUAACGGUUUGUGCGAUUUCUCAUUUGAAUGAUUUUCUCAGAAGUUUUAUGCACCAUUUCUGUGUUACACCAAUAUGUUGUAGAUUUUUUUAAACACUAAUCAAUAAGGUGUCAAUUUCAAUAGUAAUGUCUGCAAAUUGUUUCACAUGUUGCCUAUUUGGACAUAAUGAAUACUGAAACAAGUGAAUGUUAAAAGGGAACUGGAAAAUAAAAAGUGGAGUGUGAUCACCAAAA
Messenger RNA from Cottoperca gobio, 1663 nucleotides. RefSeq names its product clathrin, light chain B (gene cltb). NCBI's taxonomy places the organism in Eukaryota, Metazoa, Chordata, Actinopteri, Perciformes, Bovichtidae. The transcript has 7 exons. Gene Ontology annotation, cellular component: synaptic vesicle membrane; clathrin coat of trans-Golgi network vesicle; plasma membrane. Gene Ontology annotation, molecular function: clathrin heavy chain binding; structural molecule activity. The record is from RefSeq and is a predicted model, not a curated record. Bases 43 to 738 code for a protein of 231 amino acids. Gene Ontology annotation, biological process: intracellular protein transport; clathrin-dependent endocytosis.